Molecule: messenger RNA, 756 nt
Organism: Pelecanus crispus (Dalmatian pelican)
Lineage: Eukaryota; Metazoa; Chordata; Aves; Pelecaniformes; Pelecanidae
Source: RefSeq, a predicted model, not a curated record
AUGGCUGCUAAGAAACUAAGAAGAGCAAGGUUGUCUCAGGAGCUGUGUGAAAGGCUGAGUCGCCAUCAGAUCACUACCUGUCAGGACUUUUUAUGUCUUUCCCUCUUGGAGCUAAUGAAAGUGACGGGACAGAGCUACUAUGAUGUGCAGAAGCUUCUUUGUAAAGUCAGCCGAGCUUGUGCUCCCAAAAUGCAGACAGCUUAUGAAAUGAAACUGAGGAAGUCUAUCAAUCCCUCUUCAGCCUUUUUAUCCACCACGCUGCAUAGUUUGGAUAAAGUCUUGCAUGGUGGAGUGCCCUGUGGAUCCCUCACAGAGAUAACUAGCCCACCAGGUUGUGGCAAAACUCAAUUUUGUAUUAUGGUGAGUGUUCUGGCUACACUGCCUGUAAGCAUGGGAGGACUAGAUGGGGCUGUUAUAUACAUUGACACAGAGUCUGCAUUCAGUGCUGAAAGGUUGAUUGAGAUAGCAGGAAACAGAUUCCCUACUUACUUUGACUCAGAUGAAAAGCUGUUCUGCAUGACCCGUAGCAUUCACCUAUAUCGAGAGCUGACCUGUGGCAGUGUACUGAAGAGGAUUAUGUCUUUGGAAGAAGAAAUUAUUUCAAAGAAAGUUAAACUCAUAAUAAUUGACUCCGUUGCUUCAGUUGUCAGAAAGGAGUUCGACACAAAACUCCAAGGCAACCUGGCAGAGAGAAGUAACUUUUUGGCUAGAGGAGCAUCAGUGUUGAAGUAUUUGGCAGAGGAGUUCUCAAUACCA